CCGCUUUACUGAUGACAGCGACGUUCAGCUACAAGGGCUCGUCACGUCAGUGAAAACGUAUGAAACCGGGCAAGCAGGCUGGUAGCCAACUGACUGUCACUGAAACCCAAGUACACAGUUAGGAAGAAGUAUAUAGAAGUUUGUCAUAAUGAAGUGCGACCAAUUGUUUCUGUUGUCUACACUUUGGAGUUGUGUAAUAUUUGACGUUACAUAUGGAAAGGAGGACUACUAUGAGAUUCUUGGAGUCAAGCGAGAUGCGUCACAAAAGGCAAUAAAGAAGGCCUUCAGAAAACUUGCUUUGAAGUAUCACCCUGAUAAGAACAAGGAUGACCCAGAAGCAGAGGCAAAAUUCAUUACAAUUGCCCAAGCCUAUGAAACAUUGUCUGAUGAAGAGAAGAGGAAGAAGUAUGACAUGUUUGGAGAGACUGGAGAAGAAACAAAUGGAGGACCAGGAAGGGGAGGAGGAUUUAACUUCAACUUUGAUGAGUUUUUCAAAAAUUUUGAUGAGGCUUUCAAAGCUCACCAAGGUGCACAUCAUCGUCACCACCAUCAUCAUCAACAACAACAUCAGAAGGCACAUGGAGGAUUUGGAGGCAGUUUUUUCAACUUUGAUGAUUUCUUUGAUGAUGAUGAAGACAUGUUUGGAUUCAAUACAUUCGGAGACAUGGACUCAGGUUUCGGAUUUCAUCAUAAUCAUUAUACUAAAGAAUCCAAUGACCACUUUGCUCGGCAUCAAGCUUUCCACAAUGCGCAUACUGCACAUGCACAUGCUCAUGCUCAGCAUGCACAGCAGCUCAGCAGGCACAGCAGUUUGCUCAGCAGCAGUUUCAGCAUGGGAACCAUCAAGAUUUUCAUCACAUGAACCAAAAUACUGGAAGUGGUCAAUCGUGUCGAACCGUCACCCAACGUAUAGGAAACAUGGUAACAACACACACAGUCUGCUCUUAAUCCAUGCUGCUGGCCGGUGAUUAAUUUAUGCAAAUUUAUGCAAGGAAGUUCUUCAUGAAUUUAACUCAAGGGACAGUGUGUGUGUUGACAGUUCCUAAACUCAAAUCUGCCCAAUGUCUUUCACUUCAAAGUGGAACUGUUCGUACGCAAUGUCCGAUCUCUGUCGUUGCGCAAUGACUGAAAUACUUCAGCAGAUGUGAAGAGCUAGACUAAAUGCUUCUUUCUUGCCUUCAAUGAGCUUGGUCUCAUCUGGAGGGCAACAGCUGAUAAUGUUCUGAUUUUGAGUUCAAAAUAUGGAUUUAUUGAUCUCAAAAUGGUGAGUUUUCUGUGCAGCUAACAGGACAUAAUGCUUCAUGGUUUAUUGUCCAUGUCUGUGGAAAUCUUGGUGUUGAAGUUUGUUCUGUGAUUAAACUUGAGAUAUUG
Messenger RNA from Haliotis rubra (blacklip abalone), 1371 nucleotides. RefSeq names its product dnaJ homolog subfamily B member 9-like. Bases 149 to 862 code for a protein of 237 amino acids. The transcript has 4 exons. The record is from RefSeq and is a predicted model, not a curated record. Gene Ontology annotation, molecular function: misfolded protein binding; protein-folding chaperone binding. NCBI's taxonomy places the organism in Eukaryota, Metazoa, Mollusca, Gastropoda, Lepetellida, Haliotidae. Gene Ontology annotation, cellular component: endoplasmic reticulum.